UCUCUCUCUGCUGUGUCUGUCCUGGCUGAAAAGCUUUUCUCCAACAUCUGCACACGUGUUCGCGGGUGCCAGCACCGCCUUUCCAGGAGCUCUGCAGAGGCACCCAUCGCUUUGCGCGGCCGAGCCUGUGGCAGAGAGGGCCUUGUCCUGCCAGCACCUGCCCUGAGCCAUGGUGAAGUACGGCCUCGACUACACGCGCUGCAGAUGGAUCCUACCCCUGCUCCUGGGCAUUGGGGUCAUCUUCGGCAUCAUCGCGCUGGCGGGCUGGGGCUGGCUGGAGUCGCAGACCUUGCCCUAUGUGCUGCAAGCGUCGCUGUGGCAGAUCUGCAGGAGGCCUGAUCAGGGCGGGCAAUGGAGCUGCGAGUCCCUCAUGGGCUACGCCUGGGGAAGAGCUGCUGCUGCCACAUACCUGGUUGGCUUUUUACUUCUAGUCAUCUGUUUUGCACUGGCCAUAAUAGCAUUUGCCAUCGACACACUUCGGUUCAACUUCAUUCGUGGGAUCGGAGGCUUGCUUUUCGUGGCUGCUGUGUUCUCCAUCAUGGGCCUGGUCAUUUACCCAGUAAAGUUCUCAUCUGAAGUUGAAAUGACAGGAAUCAAUAUGUUCAGCUGGGCCUAUGGCUUUGGCUGGACCACCGCCAUUAUGGAAAUAUGCUUGGGAUUCUUCUUCUGCUGCCUUCCUAACUAUGAAGAUCAGAUCCUGGGUAAUGUCAAGCCCACAUAUUUUUACUCUUCCCCAUAAGCACGAGGAAAAAUGUGUUCAUAUUCCAGAGAUACCUGACAGACUAGCUACGUUUUUCGGAAUAUUGUCAUCAGAUGUUAGUAGAAAAGGCUGGAAACUUUUCUAAUGUGUGUAGAAAUAUAGCACUGGCAUCUGCAGUAAAAUUAUCUACUUUAUUUUGGACCUUCAUGUCUGAUGUGUGGUGGUCAGAUAAAGCACAAAUGUUAAAACCCCUUGGUUUUCCUCAUUCAUUCCAGUAAGUGGAGUUUAUGUGGAUUCCAUUGCAUUUAAAAUACAUUCACAAUUGUAAUUAAAUUUAGAAAAACUUAUUAAACUGUCAAUAAACAAAACAACGCAUAUCAUCUUCCUGAAGGAAAGAAACUCAGAAAAGUCACAUUUUUUAUGUAUCAUCUUUAACCUGAAGAUUUUGCACAAUUUUCAAAAAGUCAAAUACAUUUACCUACUGACUGCCAAAGUAGUAAAUUAGUCAGCCAGCACUUCAUAGUUUUGCUUCUAUUUUUCAUUCAUUCACUUAAGCCAUAAGGACAGAGUAAAGAAGGGAUUAAAGCUCCCUACCAGAGCCAGCAUCUUGACUUCUCCUCAUUCAUGUGGAAUGUAUUUAUUUCUAAUUAUUUGCAAGAGUGUGCAAGGAACACCAGUAAAGCCUUAAGAAUCCUGGUGUGCCAUUGCUGGUGCCAGUACAGAGUGGGCAGAGGCAGGAGAGAUUUCAAGCCACUCCUGCAACCUGCAGGCCUGGUCUGAUAAAGCCUCUGGUGUGGCUUUCUUCUUGGGUGUCUUGACAUUUUUUUCCUGCUGUAUCAAAACCUAUGAUUUUAAAAUGCUCUGCUUUACUGGCCCAGCUUUUUUAUCCGGUGUAGAAAGGUCAGGUAUGAUUUGCCUGCACCUCAAGAGCUGAGCUGGAGCAAUGUAAGUAUUUUACAGUUGCGAAAAGGCUCCUUUUUUUUUGUGUGCUGUUCUUAAGUAUUUUUAAAGUGGAAAGUGUAUACUGUCAUAUGUAACUGUAAAAUGCAUAAAUACCCCUUACCAAUUCAUACCAAAGCUCUCAUAGAGAAAAUCACAUCAUAAAACAUCUUAUAGCAUCCUAUACUCCACAGUGCCUCAAGCCUCAAUAUACUGCAAGCAAUGAAGUAUACUCUGCUGGUUUCUGCCUUGUUAAACCUAACUUUAUAACAUUCAAUUUAUUCUCUUAAGUGAAAAAAAAAAGGAUAAUAUGUGAUAUGGAAAAGGAGUCUCAUCUAAAUCCUUAACUACUGAGGCUUACUAGCUUGUAACACAUCUGCAAUUUUGUAAUUGUGUGUACUAUGAAAAGCCCUGCUAAGUGCUCCUUGUUUCAACAAAUUAGAGGUGGAAAAUUUUUCAGUUAAAACUUCUUGGUAGCUAAAAUUAAUAAAACACAGGGCUUCAUCUGGGUUGUUUGGAGUUUUUUGUUUGGUUGUUUGUUUGGUUUUUUUAAGCAGUUAACUCCAUUCACUUUUAUGGAGUGUCUCCCAACCUUGAUCAACAAGAUUGAGAGAUGGGUAGAGUAUAAAUAAUGGGAAGAGCAUAUGCAGCAAGGAAUAAUUAGGCAAGAACAUGUAAAUACUUUAAAAAAAUAUUUCCUAGCUGGAAGAAAAUCAAAGUGAAAUACAGCUGAGAACACAAUUAGUAUAAAAUGACUUGUAAUUCUUUGUGUAAUAUUAACCAUUCAUGAGAAAAAAUUUAUAAUAAAUAUUUUAAUUAUGCUUAUUACACCUAAUAAAA
Molecule: messenger RNA, 2479 nt
Organism: Vidua chalybeata
Lineage: Eukaryota; Metazoa; Chordata; Aves; Passeriformes; Viduidae
Product: p53 apoptosis effector related to PMP-22-like
Exons: 3
Coding region: 170-739 (189 amino acids)
Biological process (GO): cell-cell adhesion
Cellular component (GO): cell-cell junction; membrane
Source: RefSeq, a predicted model, not a curated record